CUACCACAAUAACCACUAUCCCACCAAUUGAACAACCCGGCUAAACGGUAACAAGCCUAGGCCUAUUUGGACUCCUUUGAUCCAACAAAAAAAAGUGCAAGAAACUUCACGUCAUUUCUCCUCUCUGGGCCAGCCUGAAGCUACGAGCGCAGGGGAGAGAUUUGGGAGAAAGUGCGGCAGAGUUUCACGGAGAAUGUCGCUAACCUGUGGGUAGAGAAAAGAAGAAGAAGAAGGAGAAGAAGAAGAACGAGAAGAAGAAAGGGGCGGAUAGCUUGUUUCGGCGCUCAACAGGUUGUGAGUGUGUUUGAUGUCGACAUCUGCAUGAAAUCCUGUCCGCUGCUGGGGAACAGACGCAGGGAAAGGAGAGGGAACCGUAGCAGAAAGCUCGCCGUGUCGACUGAGAUAAGCUACCUCCAUAAAACACAGCGACGAGAGGAUGUUGUCUUGGCUGCAUGAGGCGAUAUGGGCAGACUGGAUCUGGUUUCCUGAGGGCCUGGGCUGGGCUGACCUGAAGGACCACGAUGGCAAGGUCUUCCCCAAAACAAGUGACCUCUGGGCCACCAUCCCCAUCGCUCUCUGCUUCCUGGUCAUCAGACAGAUAUUCGAGAGGACGGUGGCCAUUCCUCUGGCCUCUCUACUGGGCGUGCGUGACAAACAGCGUGUCCGAGUCGCGCCAAAUCCCAUACUGGAGUCCUAUUUCUGUAGCACAUCAAAGCAUCCCACACAGAGCUCCGUGGAGAGUUUAAGUAAACAGGCGGGCUGCUCAGUGCGACAGGUCCAGCGCUGGUUCCGCCGGCGGAGGAACCAGGACCGGCCCAGCAAGCUCAAGAAGUUUCGGGAAGCCAGUUGGAGAUUUACCUUUUACCUUCUUGCUUUCUUUGCUGGCCUGGCAGUCCUUAUUGACAAACCGUGGUUCUAUGACACGAGGCUGAUCUGGGAAGGAUUUCCCAAAAUGCCGCUGCUGCCCUCUCAGUACUGGUAUUACAUGAUCGAACUGGGCUUCUAUAUCUCACUGGUUUUCAGCGUGGCGUCGGAUGUCAAACGCAAGGAUUUCAAAGAGCAGAUAGUUCACCAUUUAGCCACCAUUCUCCUGAUCAGCUUCUCCUGGCUGGUCAACUACAUCCGGGCAGGGACUUUGAUCAUGCUCGUGCACGAUGCCGCCGACUACCUAAUGGAGUCAGCCAAGAUGUUCAACUAUGCAGGUUGGAGGAGAACCUGCAACUUCAUCUUCACUGUGUUUGCUGCAGUUUUCAUCAUCACCCGACUCAUAAUCCUCCCCUUCUGGAUCAUAGAGAAGACGUUGGUGUACCCCUUGUCCCUCUACCCCCCCUUCUUAGGCUUCUACUUCUUCAACGGGCUGGUCUUACUGCUGCAGUGCCUGCACAUCUUCUGGGCCGGCCUCAUCGUGCGCAUGGUCAUCAAGUUCCUGCCAGGAAACGACAUCGUUGAGGACGAGAGGAGCGAUAAGGAGGAGACCGAAUCGGAAGAUGAAGACGACCACGAGCGGAGGGAAAAAUCUCAAAACGGCCACGUGCAGAACGGCCACGCUGCCCUCAACAACAACCACAGCAAAAUGGACUGAAGCCGCAGCGCGAGCGGCGGAGAAGGCACGUGUCGGGAGCGAAGAGAGAGGCCCUCGCGUGUGGCUUUUAAUUUGAAGGCCAAAGAUUGGGAACGUGGCAUUGUUGAAAGGGGUGGCAGCCAACAGACACACACACAUACACACAUACACACAUUGCUUGAUAGUAACACACUCAAAAGUAAAUGCUCAUUUUUCCAAGCCCCUUCGUCCAGCGGGGGUGAUCACACUUCUCUAGGGUUACACUAAAUAAUUUUAGGAGAGGAGGAGCAUAAGCAGCUGCGAUGGAGGCGAGCAUAGACUUCAACUUGGCGCAUUGUACUAUAACCUGUCUAGUGCCUUAGCAGCAGAGUGGCAGUCUUCUUGCACGCAGCCUAUUCUCUCUCCUCCCCGGUGUUUCUCACCAUCCUCGUGCUGUUGACCAAGUUGUGACAAAAAACAAAACAAAACAAAACAAAGCAAAAAAAAAAAAAAAAAAACACGCCUGCCUGCUCCUAGCUUUCUGCUCCCUCGUUGAAAGUGUUUAAAGGAGCGGGCGCUCUCCUCCUGGCUGACGCUCUUCUAUGUAUUGCUUCGUCUUUUUAACUUGACUGAUGCACUGCCUUUCUCAGUCCACUGCCCGCCCUCCAGAGUAAAUGACAAAGCGCAAAGUGCUUAAUCGUUUUCGCUCAGCUGAGCCGCACGGAGGUCGGCGACAUUGUGAGGAGCACUAACACGGCUGUGAAUGAUGAGGUGCUGUCUCUUGGUGGACCAUAACCUGGUGUAGGUCAGUGGAAGUGAUGCAUUUACCCCCCCACCCUCCACCUCACCCCACCUUACAACCACCACCACCCGUCCACAGUUAUUAUUAUAUCAGUUUAUGAAUCCUGUUCAAACAUUCACAUACACUUAGUUCUUGCAGUUGCCAUUUUGUUCUGACGGUUUCACUUUGAUCCCGGCCCGUGGUUUUCUGGCCCACGAUUUCCAGUGUUGCUAAAAAUAUAUGUGUUCCAGUAAUGUUUCAAAAAAAAAAUUAUGAUAAAUAAUAUUGUUUUAACUGAAAAAAAAAGUGAGAAAGACAGGGUGCUACAUUUGCAGCAUGUGUUGAAAUGUGCCUUUUUUUGUGGAUUGUUUCUCUUAAAUACGAUGCCUUUUUGGGAAGCAGAAAGCACACCGCCGGAGAUCAUUUUAAAUGUUUGUUUUUGUUUAUGCUUCAUGUGUUUUUAGUUGUAUGAUUUUUUUUUUUGUUUGUUUUAUUUUCCAUUUGUGUUUUAUUUGCUUUCAAUUUAUCAUUUAGACAGAUUUAGGAGCAAAUUGUACAGCUUAAACCCAAACUAAUCAAGACCUCUUUAUUCAAAUGGACUGGAGAAGUUGAUAGUGAUUCAGUGUUGUUUUGCCCAUCCAUCCAAAGAUGCACUUUAUUGUUUCUUAUGUGGAUCACCAUUGAGUCAAUAUCCAGUAUCCGAAUUUAAUAAUAGUGUUUUUGAUUCAAGUCCAAACCUGAUUUCUAUUUCUGUUGAUAGUGGUUUGGAUUAUGAUUUGUGUUUACACUUUUAUUUCAUAUUUAUUCUGUCCUUUAUAGAAAAACCCAAAUUCUCUCUUUGUUUGCCAUUUUUUUGGUUAGUUUUGUCGAAAAACAAUAAUUAGAUGUCAAGUAAAGAGUAAAAUGGGACACCAAAGUACGUUUUACAUUUUGUAUUAGCUUGUCGUUUGCAAGUGCCUUCAGCCUCAUUUCAGGCAUUUAUAUGUGUAAUUUCUUUCUCCACAAGCUGAUUAUUAUUUUUUUUUUUUCUUGCUGUCUUGUGCCCCAACAUGUCAGACACUCGAUGCACUGUAAUGCUAUGGGCCACUAAUUACCUCCUAUGUUCUGAUGCCUCAGCACUCAAAAGACCAAUCACCUGCAGCGUGUCACCUGCCGCUCCCUCUGAAGAGCUCUGCUUCUGCAACAGUGUUUUUAUUUUGUAUUUUGUCGCUUUGCUGACAUAUAAGAUAAAGGACAUUGUGGAUAACAA
Messenger RNA from Myripristis murdjan (pinecone soldierfish), 3570 nucleotides. It is a transcript of the gene cers2a, whose product is annotated as ceramide synthase 2a. Gene Ontology annotation, cellular component: membrane. The transcript has 11 exons. The record is from RefSeq and is a predicted model, not a curated record. Lineage: Eukaryota; Metazoa; Chordata; Actinopteri; Holocentriformes; Holocentridae. Gene Ontology annotation, biological process: ceramide biosynthetic process. Bases 437 to 1582 code for a protein of 381 amino acids. Gene Ontology annotation, molecular function: sphingosine N-acyltransferase activity; DNA binding.